Molecule: messenger RNA, 608 nt
Organism: Anoplophora glabripennis (Asian longhorned beetle)
Lineage: Eukaryota; Metazoa; Arthropoda; Insecta; Coleoptera; Cerambycidae
Product: inducible metalloproteinase inhibitor protein-like
Exons: 2
Coding region: 198-476 (92 amino acids)
Source: RefSeq, a predicted model, not a curated record
AAAAGGUACAUGUAAUUCUACCCAAAAAUUAUGAAGAAUACAAAAGACAAAUCAAGACAAGUAAUAUUUACAUAAUUUCCAUUACAAGAGAAACCUAAGAACAACUAUCCGCCACUGGUGCUUACCAAGAAUAAUUAAUCAGCACGUGGAGAAUAUAUAAAUAUCGACUGAGCUAUUAUAUUAAUCAUAUUAUCGCAAUGAAGUUUUGGCUGCUUCUUGUAUUUUGUGCAUACUUCGCCCAUGAAAGUUUUGCCCACAAGUUACCACCUGGGGGCUUGGUAUGGAAGAACUGCACAAGACCGAACGAGGUAUACAAUUGUGGCAGCGCUUGUCAGACCGAGUGUGCGACUCUAGGAGAACCCUGUCCAAUUGUAAAUUUUAGGUGUAAUGAUAAAUGUUACUGUGUGAAGGGCUAUGCCAGAGAUGGAAAUGGGGACUGCAUCAAAAUAGAAGAUUGCCCUCCAAAGCAUAAAUAAUUUAAAAAAAUGUGUUAAAGUGACUGAUUUUUCAUAAGUGUGUACUAAAUGUGAUUAUAGAUGUAGGUUAUAAACAGAUAUUAAUUACUUGAAGGAAAACUCCAUCCCUUCAUAAUAAAGAUUUUAAAUAAC